CAGAUCUUCUUCUCGACUGAUCACAGGCAGCUGUCACACAAACACAUUAUGUCUGUUAUCAGUCUGUCUGUUCUUCUGAUCGGUCUGCUGUCUGUCGGCUCUGCCUGUUAUAUCUCCAACUGUCCAAUAGGAGGCAAAAGAUCACUUACAGAACUUACGUCACACAAGUGUAUGACGUGUGGUCCCGGGAAUAAAGGCCGAUGUUUUGGUCCCAGUAUCUGCUGUGGAGCCGGUCUGGGUUGUCUGGUGGGUUCUCCCGAGACUCUGAUCUGUAUGGAGGAGAAUUAUCUGUCCAGUCCCUGUGAGACCGGCGGGAGUUCCUGUGGAUCUGAUGGUGGACGCUGCGCUGCUCCGGGGAUCUGCUGUGAUUCACAGAGCUGCAGCGCAGAUCAGACCUGUUUGACUGAAGAUAAGUCUGAUCAAGAGAACUCUGAUGAAAACAUCUUGAUGAGGUUCCUUCACCUUCACACGGCCAGCAGAACCCAUUGAUGAGAACCCAUAACAGCCUGUCAAUAAAUCAAUCAAUGAGAAGAGCUCUCUUUCCCUCUUUCUUCCAGUCUUAUGCAUCCGCCUUCACAUCUCUUCAUAUCUAAUGAUGAUGUUCUCCAUUCAGUGCACAGAAAAAAGCUUUAGUUAUACUGACUGUAGAUGAAUGGAGAUCAUGUUGAAUAAAUCUAGAGAAUGAACCCA
Molecule: messenger RNA, 690 nt
Organism: Paramisgurnus dabryanus
Lineage: Eukaryota; Metazoa; Chordata; Actinopteri; Cypriniformes; Cobitidae
Product: oxytocin-neurophysin 1-like
Cellular component (GO): secretory granule; extracellular region
Molecular function (GO): neurohypophyseal hormone activity
Source: RefSeq, a predicted model, not a curated record